GGGGGGCUCGUGCGGAUUCUCAUUGGAUCGCUGCUCUUUGAGAAAAACAGGUUGCGCCAUAUUGUCCUGUUCCCGAGGAGAGCGCUUCAUUUCUGCAAAAAUGACUAAAUAGCUUUGCUUGUUUUAUGAUGGCUCACACUGGGACACUGGAAGGCGCAUCCAUGGAGGACAGCUCCGACAUGCAGGGGACUAGUGUCUGCCUUCGAAGUCGCCCAUGCUCCAGCGAGAGGGACGGCCAGGUACGGGCUGUCAAAGCCGCUCUUCAGUCCAGGCUGGGGCCCUACGAGCCCGUGCUGACCUACCUGCAGUCCGUCCUGGUGUGGGAGAGACCUCUCCAGUGUGUGCUCCUCUACACCGCGGUCAACGUUGUGUUCUGGUUCUUCGCCUUGACCUCACUGCGCCUCCUGUUCCUGCUGGCUUUUGGUCUGGCUGUGGUUAUCAGUGUUGAUACCUGGAGAAACAAGAUCUGGCCAGAAAUAAGAGUCCAAAAUGUGGAGGAAUCAGAAAGUGAGAGCUGGGGUCUGGUGCAGCCUGGCAUCAUCAGUGUGCCUGAAUUGUGCCACCAUAUUGCUGAGGCCUGGGUCAGCGGAACAGUUUUCAAGUCCAAUGUGGUUCAGUACAAACGACACAACCCUGGCAAGUUUUGCAUCCUGACCUGUGGAGUGUUCAUCUGUCUGGCUGUGGUUGGCCGCUACAUUCCUGGCUUGGUGCUUUCCUACUCUGCCUUGUUAGCUACUCUCCUGGCCCCUCUGGCAGCCUAUCACAGGGUUUUUCAGUAUGUGUGGGUGAAGCUGGAGCCAGUCCUGCAGCGGCUGGAUUUCAGCGGCACUGGAUACAUGAUGUCAAAGCCUAUUGAUAAUCAGUUUCUGCGGAGGCCGAUCCGGGGUGCCGGUGAAGCCAGCGACAGUGAAGAGGAGUUGGCUGCUUUCUGCCCAACAUUUGAUGAUGCUGUUGUUGCAAAGGAGCUUGCGCUGACAGACUCAGAGCACUCUGACGCUGAGAUGUCCUACACCGAGAAUGGAACAUUUAAUCUAUCACGUGGUCAGACCCCACUCACAGAGGGCUCUGAGGACCUUGACAGACACAGUGAUGCUGAGGAAUCCUUUGCUGCAGACCUCCAGGACUUCCCCUCCAUAAACCCUGAUGCCACUCUGAUGGAUGACGAUGACGACACAAGCAUCGGGUUACCUAGCCUGGCUCUAUCCGGGCUAGCUAGCCAUCGGGCUUCAGUGCUGGAUGCUCAUCUGGACUCGGACCAGGAGGAUCUGGAUGAAGAGCUUUCUCUCAGCGGCCUGCCACCUGCCUCUGAUUUCACUGGAGACUUGGCAGGAAUCAUCGCCAGCAACAUGAUCCAGGCGGCGAUAGCCGGGGCACUGCAGCCCCGGCCUCAUGCUGUCCAGCGCAGAGAAGGUCCUCCUAAGGCCAGAGCCCAGCGGAGCUACCGCAAGCAGUCCAGCUCCGAGCUGGACACAGACAUGGACGGAGAGGACUUUGAAAUGCUGGAUCAGUCUGAACUGAACCAGAUGGAUCCCAUUGCUGGAGCAGGGGGUAGUAGACGGGGAGAUAGCCAGGGGUCUAACUUCUUAUCUAGCCUGUUGGGUAAACCACAGUAGAUUGCGAAUGUACGUAUGUGUGUUUGUGUGUGCAUGUUGAUGAGCUGUGAAUGUGAUGAUAGAUUCCAGCAGACCUGCUUCUGAUUGGCAUCAGUUUAUCACUGUGAAGUAUUUUAUUUUUCAAACUUUCUCCUCUACUUUUAAACCUUGAUCAUCCAGAAAAAAACAACUUAUACUUUGUAGGCUGAGCAAUAGGAAAUGCAGCUACAAAAAAAACACAGACAAUAAAUAAACCAGCAGUAAUGAGCCAUGUUGCAGUUAAGAGGGUUUUUAUUAUCGACAUCAAAUGAAGAUCAACAUUUCCCAUGAAUCUUUUCUACAGGAAGGUCUAGAUAUACAGGGCUAUUUAACAUGGGACCAAACAUGACAUUCCUGUUGGUUGAGCUGAGCCAUGUUGAUUAAACGCCAACGUGAAACAGCAUUUCCAUGUUUUGCCUUUUCAGUGAGUGAAAUAUUUGAGAUGGAUAAAUCAGUCCCUGCUUUUUCCGUGACAUUAAGUCCAAAAAACGGUUUAUAUCUCUGUAGAUGUUCAUUCUCUGUCCAUUCAACUGACAUGAGGCUAUGAUCUGUUAGAAGUGAUUCGAUGUUACCGGUAAGCAGAGAAGAAUUUAAUUUCUUUUCCAAAGACUUGAGGAUUCGAACAGAUAUUCUCCUCUAUUAAGAAGAUGAAUAAUGUUCAAAUCCAAGUUUCAGUUACUUUUCUCUGUGGUUUUAUGCUGAAGAAAUAUUCAUAUAUGAUCAGUUGUUGCUUAUUUUGUUACUUUAAAAGUCACAUUCGUCUUAAGAUCUCUGACCUAGUGAAGCAUUUGAAGUUCCUUUUUUUUUGUGCCCCAGGGUUAGUUAAAUGUAUUUUUAAUUGAAUAAGUUAAUUUCCCUGACCUUUAAUACAGCUCAGUAAAACAUUGUAUUCAUGCUUAAUAUCUUGAACGAGCCCUCAACUAAGUUUAUUUUUCGGAGAGAUACAAACACAUUUCUUUCUUUUUAUCAUCUUAGAUUUUCUUGUAGGUGACAGUCAUGCUGAACAUUUUAAAGAGAAAAGUCUAAUAUUCUUCUAACGAUGGAUAUUUUACAAAGCCAAGUAUUAUUGGCUUUGUGGGCUGACCAGCCAGAUCUCUACUCGAUGGACAAACCUUAUCUGUGUGUCAUAAUCUUUCAAUGGACACGGCAGGUCAAACACACACAAGCUACCGUUAAGAUAUAAUAUUUGAAAGAGUGUAAAAAUGCUGGGAGACACAUUGCUCGCUUUCAUUGUGUUAUUUAGAGAAGACAAGCUGUAGCUGCGAGAGCUGGAUCCACAAUCAUGAAAGUGAUGUAGAAAAGUGCACUGAUAGGACAUCGCUGGGAUUUUGAUGCUAAAUAAAAAUGAGGAGGAUAUCAGUUUGUUUGAUCACCUCAGUUACCUAGAAAGUUGCUGCCCUCUGAAUAGUCACCUCCUCAAUGAAUUACCUGUUGUCAGUUUGAUGUGCAUAGUGGUUGUAUGUUCUUCUCUGUAUCUGGUUUUGAUAUGUUUUGAUGUGCAAAUCAUGUUGAAUAAAAUGUUUGCAAUUA
Molecule: messenger RNA, 3161 nt
Organism: Platichthys flesus (European flounder)
Lineage: Eukaryota; Metazoa; Chordata; Actinopteri; Pleuronectiformes; Pleuronectidae
Gene: retreg3
Product: reticulophagy regulator family member 3
Exons: 10
Coding region: 126-1613 (495 amino acids)
Biological process (GO): reticulophagy
Source: RefSeq, a predicted model, not a curated record